ACAAGCUGUUAGUUAAUUAGAAUUUGUAAUUGAAGAAUUGCUUUCUCUUCAUAAAGGAAUAGAAACAUUUGUAAAUGUUUUGUUGAGUUUAGAAAAAUGUUGAAAAAGGAAGUAACAGCUUAUAAGAAGAAAUUAACAAAGCUGGUUUUGUACUUUGCAGAUCACCUUCUACGAGGAGAGGAACUUCCAAGGACGUUCUUAUGAGUGCAGCAGUGAUUGUGCUGAUAUGCACUCUUACUUCAGCCGCUGUAAGUCCAUGCAGGUUCACAGCGGCUACUGGGUUUUGUAUGAAAAGCCUAACUACUUGGGCUACCAGCACUUUCUGCAAAGAGGGGAGUAUCCUGACUUCCAUUCCUGGAUGGGUUACAAUGACUGUAUAAGAUCUUGCCGGAUGAUCCCACCAUAUCAAGGCUCCUACAGACUGAGAAUCUACGAGAGACCUGACUUUAGAGGCCAGAUGAUGGAGUUUACAGAUGACUGCCCCAAUGUCUAUGAUUGUUUCCGCUACAGUGACAUCUUCUCCUGCAAUGUGAUGGAGGGCUACUGGAUCUUCUAUGAACAUCCCAACUACAGAGGAAGGCAGUACUUUUUAAGGCCAAGUGAAUACAGGAGAUUCAGUGACUGGGGCGGCUUUAACUCUACCAUCAGAUCUUUCCAACGAAUGACAGACGGUUUUAUGUAGAUUUAAAAAUGAAUAAGUUUACAAUAAACCUUUUAUAUUGUUCACUGUAUUUGAUUCAUA
This is a messenger RNA of Erpetoichthys calabaricus (reedfish), 742 nucleotides long. RefSeq names its product gamma-crystallin M2-like. NCBI's taxonomy places the organism in Eukaryota, Metazoa, Chordata, Cladistia, Polypteriformes, Polypteridae. The transcript has 2 exons. Gene Ontology annotation, molecular function: structural constituent of eye lens. The coding region runs from base 227 to 682 and encodes 151 amino acids. Gene Ontology annotation, biological process: lens development in camera-type eye; visual perception. The record is from RefSeq and is a predicted model, not a curated record.